UAUUGUCGCUUUUCUCUUUCCACAAUACAUUCCUGCCUCUCUGCAUUUGAAAAUCUCCUCUCAGCAAUAUUCAUUGGGUUUCUCGUCUCUACUUCCGCCUCAACACUCCUUUCACCUUCUACACCUCACUACCACACGACAAAAUGCCGAUCAAGACAUGGCUCACCGAGACACUCGGAAUACGCGUCCCUCUUGUACAAGGAGGCAUGAUGUGGGUAGGAAAAGCAGAGAUGAUCAGCGCAGUUGCAAACGCAGGCGCACUCGGCUUCCUCACAGCCCUCACACAACCCACGCCUGAAGCGCUCCGCCAGGAAAUCCGAAGAACAAAGUCCAUGUUGAAGCCAACUGCUGUCCAAUUCGGCGUCAACAUCACCCUGCUCCCAUCGAUGAACGCGCCAGACUACGCCGCAUACGCAAAGGUAGCAGUUGAAGAAGGCAUCAAAGUCGUGGAGACAGCGGGAGAUCCGACACCAGUCCUGAAGUACCUCAAAGACAACGGCAUAACCGUCUUCCACAAGUGCGUUACACUGAAGCACGCAUUGCGGGCAGAGAAGCUGGGCGUCGACUGCAUUUCCAUUGACGGAAUCGAGUGUGCCGGCCACGGAGGAGAGUACGACACGACAUCGCUCAUGCUCCUCUCGCUGUGCAAAGAGCAGCUCAAGAUCCCAUACCUCGCAUCUGGCGGCUUCGCAAACGGGCGACAACUGGCUGCCGCAUUGGCGCUCGGCGCUGUAGGCGUCAAUAUGGGUACGCGGUGGAUGUGCACGGUCGAGUCGCCGAUCCAUCAGAAUGUUAAAGAAGCGAUCGUCAAGGCCACAGAGAACGAUACUGUUCUUGUGCUGCGCAAGUUCAGGAACACUACGAGGUUGCACAAGAAUAAGGUCUCGGUUGAGGUGCACAAGAUUGAGAACGAGAAGAAGGAUGUCGAGUUCAAGGAUGUUGCGCAUCUUAUGAGCGGAAAGCGUGGGCAGGGUGUGUACGAGACCGGGGAUGUAGAUGCGGGCGUGUGGAGUCUGGGGAUGUGCGCGGGCCUUAUACACGACAUUCCGACGUGCGAGGAGCUCGCGAGGACGAUGGAGCAGGACGCUAUCGAGACGCUGACACAGUCAAAUGCUUUAGUCAUCAAGAGCGCGAAGCUGUAGAUAGACGGGUGAGGAUGUUUUGUUUGGAUAGAGCUAUGUUCAGUUUAGCGAUCGAUAAAUUCUUGGGCCGGUCUUGUACUGCUCUUGCCCCAGAUAUCCUCGAACU
Molecule: messenger RNA, 1248 nt
Organism: Macroventuria anomochaeta
Lineage: Eukaryota; Fungi; Ascomycota; Dothideomycetes; Pleosporales; Didymellaceae
Product: inosine monophosphate dehydrogenase
Exons: 1
Coding region: 144-1142 (332 amino acids)
Molecular function (GO): nitronate monooxygenase activity
Source: RefSeq, a predicted model, not a curated record